AUGUUCCAUCCAAUCAUUCUUCCAAAGCUCAUUUAUCCAUCAACCAUUCACCCCUCGUGUCCUUCUUUAUGUGUAGGUUUUUGGCGUAAAUAUGAAAAGGGAAUGCGAACUAUUUCUAUACCAUUCCUUUCUCGCUCCAAUUGUUGGGGGACAGCUGCGGGGUGUGAUCCAACAUCGCAAGAUGAGAAGAUGGCCGUGGCGUGGUUUGUGUGUCUAAAUAUCAUGUAA
This is a messenger RNA of Ambispora leptoticha, 228 nucleotides long. Lineage: Eukaryota; Fungi; Glomeromycota; Glomeromycetes; Archaeosporales; Ambisporaceae. The record is from the annotation of a GenBank genome assembly.